Molecule: messenger RNA, 297 nt
Organism: Haemonchus placei
Lineage: Eukaryota; Metazoa; Nematoda; Chromadorea; Rhabditida; Trichostrongylidae
Source: the annotation of a GenBank genome assembly
AUGAUCUUGAGGACCCUGCUGUAUUUGUUAGCGGUUUUCUCACAAACUGCAGCGCUUCAUUCUAAGGUGAAGAGCGCCGACACUUUUGUGGCCCUUAAAAUGUUUGUCGACCAUAGAAUGACGUGUGUAUACCAACCACUGAAGAAGAACGUGUCGCUUAACAUAAUUGCGAAGGCACCUAAUGCUUUGGUGAAGCUUCGGCUAACAACGCCAUCUGGGCAGAAACCAUCCAACCUGAGGGACAAUUCUCCUUCAGCCCUCAUACGACACAAUGUUACCCAAGAAGGUCAGUUGUAA